AUGAUGGAUUCUCGAAAAAUAUCCACAUUUAAAGUCAAACAAAUGCCUCCUCCCUUGAAAGAUUCAAAUAUUAUGUCGAGAAAAUUGCGCAUAAUUUAUGAUGAUUCUGAUGCAACUGAUUCAUCCGAAGAUGAGUCAAAGUCUAAAAGAAUAAAGAGAAGUUUUAUAGACAUCCCUCUACCAUGUGUAUCUACGUCUUUCUCCUCUGAAAAUAACUUCUCCGAGAAAACAAAUAUUACAAAGAAGAAGAAUUGUCUAACGCAACCUAAAAAAAAGAAGAAGGUACUUCCAUCAACAAUUGCAACACCAACCCCAACAAGGAGACAAUCUUCUCCCAGAUAUCGAGGUGUUCGUAUGAGAAAGUGGGGAAAAUGGGCGGCUGAAAUUCGUAUUCCAACAACAACCACUCGAAUUUGGUUAGGAACUUUCAACACUCCUGAAGAGGCUUCUCAAGCCUAUGAAGCCAAACGACUUCAAUUAGAACUUGAAGCAAAAUCAAAUGCUAAAGAAUGCAUCAAUGUUAAUGGUGAUGGUUCUUCUACUCUUGAAAAUAACAAGAGUAAUUACUUAAACUCUUCUACUGCAGAUUUUGAUGUUGCUACUACAUCAUCUAUCUUUGAUAAAUUCUCAACUUCUAAAGACUCUGAGAGGUUAUUCUCACACACAUCACCUUCUUCUGUGCUUGAGUUGAAUACACCAACUUACAAUUUGAUUGAGAAGGUUGAUGUUUCAUCAAACAGUGAAGUCAUUGAAAAAGAUGCUGAAGAGGCCUGUGAUUUUGUAGCUUAUCAACUAGAAGAGCUAGAAAUACCAGAUCUUGGAGUUUUGGAAUUUCCUGAACCAUCUGCUACUCCUGAGGCUCGAGCGGAUCCCAACCUUGGGUUUGGAUUUGAUUUUGGAAGGGUUCAUGACUAUGGACAUGGUUUUGACGAACAUGGUGACUUCAACGAUAUUCACAUUCAUGGGUUUGAUGACAAUGAGCCUAGCAAGCUUCCGGAUUAUGAUUUUGACGAGGAUGAUGAAUUUUCCGGUUGGAUUGAAAGAAUCCCAUUCUAUCAUUUAAGAUUAUAG
Molecule: messenger RNA, 1071 nt
Organism: Cicer arietinum (chickpea)
Lineage: Eukaryota; Viridiplantae; Streptophyta; Magnoliopsida; Fabales; Fabaceae
Product: ethylene-responsive transcription factor ERF118-like
Biological process (GO): regulation of DNA-templated transcription
Molecular function (GO): DNA binding; DNA-binding transcription factor activity
Source: RefSeq, a predicted model, not a curated record